UGUCAGCGGGGAGUCAUGAAGAGGAGUGGCACACCAGUGUGGGACAGAAGGAGCUACAGGCCCCCUCCCACAUUAAAGAGGAGCAGCUUCAUGAUGAAGAUGAAGCUCAGUCCUUACAGCUUCAUCACAGUCAAAGUGAGGAGAACAGAGGGGCGGAGCUUGUAAGUCAACACAUCACAGAAGCUGAUGGAGAGCAUUGUGAAGAUAUCAAGUCAGAACCAGACAGCAUCUUUGCUCCACUGUCAGACAUGGACCACAUGAUGUCACACUCUUCUGAUCACAGUGACCACAUCCAAAAACCUUUGGAGAGUAAAAAUGACUCUAAAGGUGAUACGAGACAUCACACUAACAACAAACACUUUGACUGCUCUGAAUGUGGGAAAUCAUUUAGACAGAAGAGUCAUUUUACAGAACACAUGAGAAUACAUACUGGAGAGAAACCUUUUACUUGCUCUGUUUGUGCUAAAAGAUUCAACACCAUGUAUGAAAUGAUAUCACACAUGAGAACACACACAGGUGAGAAACCUUUUACUUGCUCUGUCUGUAAGAAGAGUUUCUCUAGCAAGCAACACAUGACCGCACACAUGAGAACACACACUGGAGAGAAACCUUUUUCUUGCUCAGCUUGUGCUAAAAGAUUCAACACUAAGAAGGAAAUGAUAUUACACAUGAGAACACACACAGGUGAGAAACCUUUUAUUUGCUCUGUUUGUAAGAAGAGUUUCUCCACAAAGGAACACAUGGCCAGACACAUGAGAACACACACUGGAGAGAAACAUUUUGCUUGCUCAGCUUGUGCUAAAAGAUUCAACACCAAGUAUGAAAUGAUAUCACACAUGAGAACACACACAGGUGAGAAACCUUUUACUUGCUCUGUUUGUAAGAAGAGUUUCUCCAGUAAAGGUGACAUGACCACACACGUGAGAACACACACUGGAGAGAAACUUUUUUCUUGCUCAGCUUGUGCUAAAAGAUUCAACACUAGGAAUUACAUGAUAUUACACAUUAGAACACACACAGGAGAGAAACCUUUUACUUGCCCUGUUUGUAAGAAGAGUUUCUCCAGCAAGCAAAUCAUGACUAGACACAUUAGAACACACACAGGUGAGAAACCUUUUACUUUUUCUGUUUGUAAGAAGAGUUUCUCCAGAAAGGAACACAUGACCAUACACAUGAGAACACACACUGGAGAGAAACCUUUUGCUUGCUUAGUUUGUGCUAAAAGAUUCAACACUAAGAAGGAAAUUAUAUUGCACAUGAGCACACACACAGGUGAGAAACCUUUUACUUGCUCUGUUUGUAAGAAGAGUUUCUCCAGAAAGGAACACAUGACCACACACACGAGAACACACACUGGAGAAACCGUUUAGUUGCACUGUGUGUGAUAAGAUGUUCAGGUAUAAGUAUCAGGUGAGUAAACACAAGUGUGUAACAGUCAUGGAAGCUGCAGGGAUUUAAAAACACUUAAACAGUGAUUGUGCUAAAUGUAGUUUAAAAACACAGCAUGUUUAAUAUGAAUGUAUAUUUGAUGUUGUAUGUAGUGCUUCUCAUCUUCUAGUCUUAUAUGUUGGCCUGUAGUUACUUUUUAAGUUGAGUGCAUGCAUUGAAUAUUAUAUAUGUAGCUACUAUUUUAUUUUCUCAUCUUUGA
Messenger RNA from Nerophis lumbriciformis (worm pipefish), 1648 nucleotides. The record is from RefSeq and is a predicted model, not a curated record. Lineage: Eukaryota; Metazoa; Chordata; Actinopteri; Syngnathiformes; Syngnathidae.